AUGGCGCCUGUGUUGCCUGCAGUUAGUUCGCAGUCGAAGGUGAAGGUUAAAGCAUUGGGGCGUUUGUUCUUGUUAUCGUAUUUCGACCCUGUUCCUGAAGAUGUGGGUGAGAUAGAUGAAUUUAAGGUUUAUCUUUACAUUGACAUCCCGACUAUCGAUUACUACGAUGAUGAAAUGACCCAUGGGAAGAUCAGCCGGAUGAACAGGAAGUUUAAAAUUCAUAAAGUGAGGGAAGGCAUCUUGUCUAGUUUUAUGGGGUAUAACGAUACUAUCUGGACUCGUCUGAAGCACGCGUCGAUGUCGAAAAGGAUCAAUUUCAGCCUAUGUGUUUGUUCUGGUGGUUCGCUACGAUAUGUUGAGUCGAUCAAAUAUUUCAUAGAGUCCUGUUGGUCUGAAUUGUACGAUUAUCGAACCCAAAUACAGAUAAAGUUCCACGUCCAAACAACUCCUACGUCCCAAAAAUGGUUCAAUACAUUUUUGGAUAAGGAUAUUCUAGCUUCGAAUGCUGUGGAGUUUACUCUCAUAGAGUCUUACAGUGUUUUGACUAAAACAUCGAUACCAUUUAAGCAGUACUACACAAAAUUGAGCGAUAAAUUUACGAAUCCUCAGAAUCCUGCAGAAUUAACAUCUAUCAUUGUUGUCACAAACAAUACAGGAGUGAGAGCGCUAUUAACCAUAUUAUCUGAUAGACCAUUAACAAGAUAUUUGCAUCAACAGUCAUUAGAUGCUCUUAAAAACAACGCGGUUCGGCACAAGUCGAAACUUUUCGCAGAUAGUAUCAUUAAAUUAACGGAUAGCAGUGAGGAUGAAACAUCCUUAAGCAGGACUUCUUCACAGUUGCUGUAUUCACAAAACAGUUUUAUUUCAACAGAAAAGUUCCAGACGAGGAAGCGGCCUUCGUCUCUGAAUAAAAGAAGAUUGUCUGAUAAAAUAGCGUUAACUGUUGAGCAUGAUUCUGUUAACACAAGUAGUACUAUGACUUCCUCCUCAUCCUUGGAUGGUCUGGCAGCAGAUGCUAAGAAUUCCUCAGACCAUUUUCGUGUGUUAGGUAAAGGUAAUGGGUAUGAGGAUGAUGAUGAUGCUAAUGGUGAUGGUGAUGGUGAAUGUGAUGAUGAUGAUGAUGAUGAUGAUGAUGAAAAUAAUAAUGAUUGUAGUGAUGAUGAUGAUGACGAAUUUGAAGAUGACGACGAGCAGGAACUUGGAAGUUCUUCCGAUGAAGAUGGAAUUAGUUUUUACGCUCCGAGUAAGUUGUCUCGUUCUGCAACAAACGAUAAUUUUAUCUUUAUUUCCUCUGCUAAUAAUAACAACAAAGAAAUGUCCUCCGGUCGGAGAUUCAGAUCGUUGAGCCUGAUGGAUCCUCCUUCAAGAGCCCCCUUCGCUGCUCAACAUGGGCCUUCUGUUAUGGGAGAUGAAAUUUGUUCUUCAACGACAAAUAACGAGUGGUAUACGAACAUCUACGUUCACGAUGGUCACUUUGUUGAACCUUUGGUAACACCCCAAAGAAAACGUUCUAAGAAAUCUCUCAAGAACGUUUGCUCAUCUAAUGGAUUGAUACCUCCGAUAUUCUACUCUAAAUUAUCAUCUCCAUCGUCGAGUGUUAGUAGUUCAGAUUCGUCUUUGCAUGAUUUGAAGCUGCUACCUGGGACCUUCUCCAAGUUGUUGAAUAUUGGUAUUCCAGAACCCAACUCCGGAGCGGAUCCUACCUCAAACAGCAGCAAUACGUUGUUUCAGAAAAACUUGAUACACAAGUCUUUUGAAGAGGUUCGGAAACAACCCUCGAUUCAACUAUUCCAAACAUUAGUUGGCCCAAACAGAUUUGCCUUAAACUUUCAAUCGAACAAACCUAUUAUUGCCGAAAGUACUUCUAUAACAGAUCAAUCAGAUAGUUUGACGUCUGGAGCUACUGAUGAUAGUGAAGCUAGCAACACAAUUCACAUGUCACAUCAAGGCUCCGCUGGAACCUUAUUAAGCGGGGAUAAGGUUAAUCAAACAUUAAACAAAUAUAAUUUACAAAUAUACGAUAUUAGUCGGGAUGCAACAAUACAAGAAUCUGGGGAUAAGAAUAGUACUGUUGGUGAUCAAAUGCAGUCGAUGUCUCCGGAUACUACAACAGGACAUAAUUACAAGAAACCAAAGUUCACCUUAGAUUUAUAUGAUGACGAUAACCUGACUAAUGGAGCAUGGGUGUUAGGUGCUAACAACAGAUGA
Messenger RNA from Eremothecium cymbalariae DBVPG#7215, 2208 nucleotides. RefSeq names its product Snd1p (gene SND1). Bases 1 to 2208 code for a protein of 735 amino acids. NCBI's taxonomy places the organism in Eukaryota, Fungi, Ascomycota, Saccharomycetes, Saccharomycetales, Saccharomycetaceae. The transcript has a single exon. The record is from RefSeq and is a predicted model, not a curated record.